AUGUCGAGCUCGCUGUCGUCCACGUCCUCGGGCUCAAGCUCUUCGGCUGCCGUCGUCUCCGCCGGCAGCAGCAGCAGCGCUGUGGCCGCCUCGGACUGCGCCUGGGAGCAGGUGACGACGGGCGACUCGUGCUACAUCCAGCCUCGCUCCUGCUACGACUGCCUCAACACGGCGCUGAGCAACGGGCAAGAAUGCGUGUUGACGCCGUACGGCCUGUGUGAGAACAUCUCGGCUUAUGACUACACGGAGGACUACCGACGUGCGCAGUCGGCGUUCACGUAUCCGAUCCACUACAAUUACUUCCCAGAGGUCAACACCACCUACUGCGAGCCUAACGACUCGGUGUGCAAUUCUUGUCAAGAAACCACCUUCACUGUUGGGAACAACAACCCGUCCGUGUAUUGCACGGGCACCGACGACUGCGUCUGCGUCGCCGUGUGCGAGUCCGAGUCCUGGUGGAACGAUACGCUCGCGAGACUCGCAGCGUAUCUAAAGGAGAACAACGAGACGACGACUUGCCCAUUGGCGGCCAAUUCGUCGUCUACCUCUGCGGGCGCUGACGCUUCAGCGUCCAGCAGUUUGACGGUGCCAGCCACCAAGGACGCCUACGCUGCGGACGACGAGUGUAAGUGGUACCAGAACUCGACGCUGUGUCAGACCCCGCGGACAUGCUACGACUGUCUGAACACGGCGCUUUACAGCGGACGCAAGUGCACCAUCACACCGGGAGGAUACUGCACGACGAUCGAUGAAUACGACUACACUCUGGACUAUCGGAGGGUGUAUUCCGACAGUGCAGCGCACUAUUUUCCGUCGACGAAUACGACGUACUGCGAGUAUGACGACGCUACGUGCACGAAAUGCCUGAGUGACAAGGUCUUGGACGCGUAUUCUGGGAAAGCAAACCUGUCGGCGUAUUGUGUUGGCGAGAGCGACUGCGUUUGUGUGGCGUUUUGCGAAUCGCCGAACUGGAGGUCUAUCGUGGUGGCAGAAGGCUGUGAAGCUUCGUCGGCCACGGACGAGAGUACUGGAUCCAGCCUCUCACCCAUUGGCAUUGCAGCUAUCGUCGUGAUUGGCAUUUUACUCGCGCUGUCGGCGCUGUUGCAGCUCUUCAACAUGUUCCGCGCUCGUCGAAGGGAAGCUCGCUGGCACAACAUGAUCACACAAAGCAUCGCAGUGCGCAGGCAGCCCACGACGGGUCUCACUCUGGAGCUGUCGGCGUGGAAAGAGAUGCGCAAUGGGCUCAUCGCCGAUGAACGCAACAUCAGCGACAAAGAGUUUGUCGGCCACCAUCUCACUGACGCUCCAGACGAUGCUCCUAUGGUAACUGUAGAGGAAGGUGACGGCUACCGCCCGCUGUCCCCUGGUGUGCCCGUGCUCCCUGCUCCACCUCCAUCGCCAGCUCGACCGUCAGCGGUGGCAAUACAAUCGUCGGCAUCGAUUUAG
Molecule: messenger RNA, 1446 nt
Organism: Phytophthora sojae
Lineage: Eukaryota; Oomycota; Peronosporomycetes; Peronosporales; Peronosporaceae
Exons: 3
Coding region: 1-1446 (481 amino acids)
Source: RefSeq, a predicted model, not a curated record